AGGUCUGCCUUGUCCAUUUUGAGACCACACGUGAUUUAGUCUGGUUAAUGGUCAGCUUAUUAGAUAAUAGGCCUACUGGGAAGGACUCCCCAUGUUCUUCCAGUUAAUCUCCAGAAGAAUCCUGGGCUAGGGAGUGCAGUCCCCAUUUGAUAGAUCACCAUGACGACUGGACAGAAGUUGAUGAGAGCUAUUAGAGUUUUUGAAUUCGGUGGACCAGAAGUGCUGAAACUCCACUCGGACGUUGCAGUACCAAGUCCAAAAGACUUUCAGGUUCUAAUCAAGGUCCACGCCUGUGGUGUCAACCCUGUGGAGACAUACAUUCGCUCUGGAACUUACAGUAGAAAACCACUCUUACCCUACACUCCUGGCUCAGAUGUGGCUGGGGUAAUAGAAACUGUUGGAGAUAAUGUGUCUGCUUUCAAGAAAGGUGACAGAGUUUUCACGACCAGCACGAUUUCGGGGGGCUACGCAGAGUAUGCGCUUGCUGCAGAUCACACUGUCUACAAACUGCCUGAAAAACUGGACUUCAGACAAGGAGCUGCCAUCGGAAUCCCGUAUUUUACAGCUUACCGAGCUCUGAUCCACAGUGCCCGUGCGAAAGCUGGAGAGACUGUUCUGGUUCAUGGGGCUAGUGGAGGAGUUGGAAUAGCAGCAUGCCAAAUUGCACGAGCUUAUGGCUUGAAGGUUUUGGGCACAGCUGGUACCGAGGAGGGACAAAAGAUUGUUCUACAAAAUGGAGCCCAUGAAGUGUUUAAUCACAGAGAAGUUAAUUAUGUUGAUAAAAUUAAGAAAUCUGUCAGUGAGAAAGGAAUUGAUGUGAUUAUCGAAAUGUUGGCUAAUGUAAAUCUUAGCAAGGAUUUGAAUCUUCUGUCUCAUGGGGGAAGAAUAAUGGUUGUUGGCAGCAGGGGAACCAUUGAAAUAAACCCCCGGGACACCAUGGCAAAGGAGUCUAGUAUCAUAGGAGUUACCGUCUUUUCCUCAACCAAGGGGGAAUUUCAACAAUUUGCAGCAGCUCUUCAAGCUGGAAUGGAAGUUGGCUGGUUGAAACCUGUCAUAGGCCCUCAGUAUCCAUUGGAGAAGGUGGCCCAAGCUCAUGAAAGUAUCAUUCAGAGCAGUGGGGCCACUGGGAAAAUGAUUCUUGUCUUAUGAUGAUCAGUUCUUUCGUGGAUUUCCUGUGUAAUUAGAGGUUAUCUUCCCCCUCCAGUUUUACUUAUGCUCUUGUUUCUUUAAUUAACCUUCCUUUGAUUCAGUGAAUUUCUUAUGUGAAAAAACAAGAUUUUUCUUUAGCGAGCAGAGGCAGUUUAUUGAGAGGAAUAAUGUUUAUUUUAUAGCUGGCAGUAUUCCUUUUUUUUGGAGACAGAGCCUCAAGCUGUCACCCUGGGUAGAGUGCUGUGGCAUCACAGCUCACAGCAACCUCCAACUCUUGGGCUUAAGAGAUUCUCUUGCCUCAGUCUCCCAAGUAGCUGGGACUACAGGCGCCCUUCACAGUACCUGGCUAUUUUUUGGUUGUAUUUGUUAUUGUUGUUUUGGCAGGCCCGGGCUGGAUUCGAACCCACCAGGUGUAUGUGGCUGGUGCCUUAGCCACUUGAGCUAUAGGCUCCGAGCCAAUUGGCAGUAUUUCUUCAUGCCUUCUGUCUCAAAGCAGGGAGUCAGCAUAGUAGGAAACAGCCUGUUAGUGGUCAUUUGGCGUUGGGGUGCAUUCAGAAAUUCUGAUACUUGACUGAUUCCAUACCUUUCAUUAAAACAUGCUAAUUCAAAAUAAGACUGGUUGAUUUCCAUGGAUUUCUAAGCUUACCUUUAUAAAGGCUCAUUAGUCUCUGAUGAGCCUUAGCCGUAUUGGACCUCAGAGAUUUCUGGACUAAAAACCCCUUUUUAAAAAUUAAUUGUAUCUGGAUCUAUAAGACUCUUGGAAAGGCAAGAAUAAACUAUGUUUGGAGAAAUUUGUUAGUUUUCCCAGUAAUUUCAAAAAUAUUAGAAUAUUCAGUACAUUUUUGUUUGAUUGCCAAUGACCCCGUAUGUCUUGUAAGGACGGCAGCCUCGUCUUUGUUAUAAUGUGAUACUAGGCACGCAGUCUCCAAAUAGAUAAUAGUUUUUGACUGAUUAGAUUUUCAGAGUAGAUUUAGUGUUAUCUAUUUGUGAGACGGGGAUCAUAUAUUUAAAUUAAUAAGCUCACAAAUUUGACACAUUUAGAAUGGUCUGCUUUCGUUUUCACAUCAUGGUGACCUGCAAUAAAUUCUGAAGAAAAUUAAAAGCCUGUGUUUAUCUCGUGU
This is a messenger RNA of Nycticebus coucang (slow loris), 2270 nucleotides long. RefSeq names its product crystallin zeta (gene CRYZ). NCBI's taxonomy places the organism in Eukaryota, Metazoa, Chordata, Mammalia, Primates, Lorisidae. Gene Ontology annotation, molecular function: mRNA 3'-UTR binding; quinone reductase (NADPH) activity; NADPH binding. The transcript is spliced from 9 exons. The coding region runs from base 160 to 1149 and encodes 329 amino acids. Gene Ontology annotation, cellular component: cytosol. The record is from RefSeq and is a predicted model, not a curated record.